Messenger RNA from Cylicostephanus goldi, 261 nucleotides. The record is from the annotation of a GenBank genome assembly. NCBI's taxonomy places the organism in Eukaryota, Metazoa, Nematoda, Chromadorea, Rhabditida, Strongylidae.
UUGCAGGUUUGCAUAACACUACUCCCAACGUCUCGUGCCAUUCACGCAGCAAUUUUGCCAUCACCAGUAUUCUCUAAGCGACCUUUAGAAGAAACUGUGAACGAGGUAUUCUUACCAUCCGACCAUGUGGCAUCGACAGUGUGCAAGCCACUUUGGGAAGAUGGGGAACUCGGACUGGGGCUACGAAGAAGCGAAGCUGGACCAUGGCAGACUCGAAAACAAUUUGGUGAUAGGCUCAUUGUGCGUCUAGGAUAUUAUUAA